CAGGAAAUGUUCAUGGGAACGAUUUACCAAGUCUAAUGGACUUAAACUCUGAUCUACAUUAAAUCUGUCAUUGCAAACUGUUACAUGAGAGAUCAUGGACUUCCUUUAUUAGACCCUGUAAUCAUCAGCCUGCUGGAAGGGGCGAAGAGAGAGGAGGAGGAGGAGGGAACAGCACCUCUUAUUUACCCACUACGUGCCUGCUGGAGGAGAAGAGGGGAGAAAGUAGGAGAGUGGAGGAAGAGGAGGGGGAGUGAGGCUUCUCCCUCUCUCUCUCUCUCUCUCUCUCCCUCUCUCUCACUCUUUCUCUCUCUAAGAGCAUUAACUGUAGAGUGUUCUGCUGGUGACAGGUCUGUCAGGGUCAGAUGGCUGCUCAGCCUGAUUAGACCAGCUCACAGCAGAUCCUUGGCCCAACACUCUACGCUGCUCCACAACAAGGCAGAGCCACAAAGUGGGACAAACUGUACAUAGCAGAGAGAGAGAGAGAGAGAGUGUGAGAGAGAGGGAGAGAGAGAGAGAGGCAAGCAGGGGCAGGGGUGAGGCAGGGAGACAGUGGAGCAGAGCAACAGGUUGUUGCAGGAAGUCUCUCUGCAUCACGACCAGAUUUUUCAGCUACUACUGAGGCGGAAAAAGACUGAAAGCAGGUGAACUUCACUGUGGCAAAGCGACAGAGGAACUACUGUUCAGUCUGUUUGGAGAUGACACGGAAGAACUAACUGAAACACUGGUUGAUGGAGUUUAUGCGGCAGAGUGGUGAUUACUGCCACGCCCAACACUUUUAAACCCUACGUGGGAUGAUGUGCACUAUGGCAUCCUGUGGUCUUGAACCCUGAAAGACAUUUUUUCCAUUGUCCUCUGAACCAGCCAGCUCAUGGGGUAACAAGUGGAGUCUCACACACCGGAAGCUAUCUGAAGAGAGAGAGGGACAGAGAGAGCCACUGAGCAAGGCAGCAACAGUAACAGAGUGAAGGACUUGACAAUCAGAGAGUUCAAAUACAAAGGGACAGACCUGACACACUGUAGCCUGUUGGACUAUAGAAUACAGUCAAUGAAUGGUGCAAACAAAACAGUUACGACCUUGGAAUUGGGAAGACAAGUCAAACGGCUAUAAACAGGACGUUCCAUAGGCAACAGGAAGUGUCAAGGAUCACCUGAAGACUUUAAGUGGAGACCACAGCUGGAACUAAAGCUACACUAACAUUAAGGUCAGAGAUCAUCCUGGGAGGACAAAGGUCACAUUGGCCAACAUGAACCGUCCAGCUCCAGUGGAACUGUCCCACAAGAACAUGAGAUUCCUUAUCACCCACAACCCCACAGACAGCACACUCAGCUCCUUCAUAGAGGACCUGAAGAGAUAUGGUGCCACCACCGUGGUUCGAGUGUGCGAUAUCACUUAUGACAAGACGCCACUCGAGAAAGAUGGCAUCAAUGUGGUGGAUUGGCCCUUUGAUGAUGGAGCCCCACCUCCAAGUAAGCUUGUUGAUGACUGGUUAAGUCUGCUGAAGAAGAAGUUUCAGGAGGACCCAGGAUGCUGUGUCGCUGUUCACUGUGUGGCUGGACUGGGACGGGCUCCUGUGCUAGUUGCUCUGGCUCUGAUAGAGAGUGGGAUGAAGUAUGAAGAUGCAAUUCAACUCAUCAGGCAGAAGCGUCGUGGAGCCAUCAACAGCAAACAGCUAACCUACCUGGAGAAAUAUCGAUCCAAGCAGAGACUCCGCUUCAAAGAGUCUCACGCACACAAGAACAAGUGUUGCACCAUGUGAACACACACAACACACACAACACACACACACACACACACACAUUCUCAGGAAUCCAACCACAUAAGCCUUGUCUCACCUGCACCUGCACCAUCAGGGAUUUUAUGAAUGUUUUUUUUUUUAAACAGAAUUUUUUUUUUUUCAAUUAGAAUCCAUCUUUGUUCACUUGUUUUGUUUGAGGUGUCUUUGAAAGAUCAUUUUAGUCUGUUGGAAUUUUGCUUUAUUUCACAGCUUACAGUGAAGAAAGAUGGAAAAUUCUAUUGAGGGAUGGACAGUUGCGCCCCCAAUUUCUUUUACACACAAAGUUAGAUCAGGGAUAAAUUUGAGACUCUUGUAUGAGAUUUGAUCAAAUUUUCAACAAAUCUAAUCAAAUUAAUUUAGAUUAGAUUAAUUUUUACAGCUCAGUGUAAAUAUCCGUACAUUAAUCCUGCUUUUGCCUGUUUUACUUUUUCAUUCAUUCAUCUACAGUUAGCAUGACAACACACCUAUAUAAUGCUACAAUACAUUACACAUUUGACAAAAAAAAUAUAAAGCUUUUUACGUUUUUUUGUCACAGCCACUGGUUUAAUAUUACAGUAUGUCAUAUACUGUGCUCAAGUAAUGUGUUGACAUAUAAUGUUAUGCUCUGUUUACUGUCUCCCACAGAGGAGAUCUUUGUGGCGAGCAGAAUGAUUUGUAGUAUAAAAUGUGUUACAUAGAAAUAGGAAAUGUCUAACAAAUAUAUUUUGGAUUCAACAUGACAUGAAUUCAGAAACAGUGGAAUCUUCGAUAAGGGAAGGUCAACUCUUCCCCUUCUAUGAUUGCAAAGGUUUGCUUUUUUGAAUAAUUUCUACGUUUACAAACAUAUACAGUAUCCUUUACAAGCGUGUCAUAUCAGCAGAUGGUGACACCUACUGGUCAGGCUGUUUGUUACAGUGACAGGCCAACUUUCGUCUGAUGUGUCUGUUAAAUUGAGGUACUGGUGUCAUUUUAUCUCACAUGUUGCUGUGCAUUGUCACAUCUUUUAGACUUGGUCACAGUACUUGACACACAUUUUAUUGUGCGGCUGACUUUGUUUAUUUGUAUUGUUCCUGAAUGAUACAUGUAAACAUCUGCUACUGACUUGUUUCAUUUUUCAUUCAGAAUUGAUUCAAGUUUUUUCAAGCUUUUUCCCCUGAUAAUAGAGCGUGCACUUUUUAUGUAUUAGCGGGUUGUGUAUCAUAGUUAUACUUGUCAUCUGUGUUAAGAAAAACAUCUACGACAUGAACAACAAAUUGAAUGAAAGAAAUGGGAGCAGCGGGUGUGAUUGGAAGUGAAGAAGCACUAUGUGAGGUGUGAGGAAAGAGGGUCAAAUAUUUUCCCCAGAAACAUUGGCUACAAUGUGAUUCAUUUGUGAGAAUGUGUGCAUGUGUGUGUGUGUGGCCUGGACUGAAUUGACACUUUUUUACAUAAAAACAAAUACUGUAAAUGUCCUUAUGUCUGUAAAUAUUUGCAUUGUUUAAUAAAGGUUUUGUCAUUGCC
Solea solea (common sole) is the source of this 3254-nucleotide messenger RNA. Its product is annotated as protein tyrosine phosphatase type IVA 3. Lineage: Eukaryota; Metazoa; Chordata; Actinopteri; Pleuronectiformes; Soleidae. Gene Ontology annotation, molecular function: protein tyrosine phosphatase activity. Bases 1245 to 1757 code for a protein of 170 amino acids. Gene Ontology annotation, cellular component: nucleus. The record is from RefSeq and is a predicted model, not a curated record. The transcript has 7 exons. Gene Ontology annotation, biological process: protein dephosphorylation.